Messenger RNA from Sphaeramia orbicularis (orbiculate cardinalfish), 5051 nucleotides. It is a transcript of the gene shf, whose product is annotated as Src homology 2 domain containing F. The record is from RefSeq and is a predicted model, not a curated record. Gene Ontology annotation, molecular function: phosphotyrosine residue binding. The transcript has 8 exons. NCBI's taxonomy places the organism in Eukaryota, Metazoa, Chordata, Actinopteri, Kurtiformes, Apogonidae. The coding region runs from base 326 to 1834 and encodes 502 amino acids.
GAGAGCAGUGGAGCAGUCACAGCGACAACAGUGUGUGUGUAUGUGUGUGUGAGUGUGAAUGUGAAUGUGUGAGUGACAGAGUUGCGUCAGGGCGCAUCUCAAAGUGCCUGUGGCGGCGCUUCUACACACACAUACACACACAUAUACACACACGCACAGCACGCGCACUUCUUCUCCGGACCCGACAGAAGCUGCGCGAGACCGGCGACGCGCGCUCUGUAAACCCGGGGAUCCCACUUUAGACGAACACAGUCGGGGCGAACGCUGUGGCAGGAAAGCUGGAACUAAACUACAUUCAUUGACUUGUGAGCGAUGCACUGGCAGCAUGGCCAAGUGGUUCAAGGAGCACCUAGGAUUCAAAACUACCAAAGCACCCCCUCCGGCGCCUCCGAAGCCGGACUACAGACACUGUCACACCGCUGCGCCCGGUGCCCCUGGCUCCGGCUCCGGCUCCGGGGCCACCUUCCCCAGCCCCGCUCAGCCGGACAUCCUCGCUGCUUACAAACUACAAAAGGAACUGGACUUCGAGGACCCGUACACUCCAGGUGGAAAUAUUUCAUUUGGGUCGAGCUUGAACACUGUGGGGUCACCGGAUAUCAAGUAUGUGUCACCGAAGCACCGACUUAUCAAGGUGGAAACAAUCGAAAAGAGCAGUCCGGCUCCGGGCGGCGGUAUCACCGUCACCCAGGCUGUGGCAGUGGGAAGUGUUAAGUCUCCUACUUCACCUCCUUCGGACCACGACAAUAAGGAGAAGCUCAUUAUCCUUGAAGACUAUGCGGACCCUUUUGACGCUGAGCAGGCUGGGGGCACUCAAACCACUACGGAGAAAGUGACAACUGAGAAUGAUGGUUACAUGGAGCCAUAUGAGGCCCAGAAGAUGAUGGCAGAGAUUCGUUCCGGUGGACGAGGGCCAAAAGAGGGCCCUGUAAGGCAGCUGCCUCUGUAUGACACGCCGUAUGAGCCAGCGGAGAACGGCGGAGACUCUGACCCUGAGCGUUCGCGAUGCCCCAGAGAAAGCCGACUGCCCCAGGAUGAUGAGCGACCCCCUGAGGAGUACGACCAGCCCUGGGAGUGGAAGAAAGAGAGGAUUUCCAAAGCCUUUGCAGCUCUGCUUUGUUAUGACUGCAUUAGCUACGAGGGCUCUGUAAGUGCCACUGGAUCAGGUCCCCACAGAAGAAAGGACUGCACUUCUAAAUCCCUCACAGUAGAGAUUAAAGUGAUCAAGGACCUACCGUGGCCCCCUCCUGUUGGGCAACUCAACACCAGCCCUCCCCCAGUGGAGGAGCUGGAGUCUCCUUCCCAGACAGCUCAGCCCUCGCCUGGACAGGCAACGUGUGACCAGCACCACCAUGUCCAGUUUGAUGGUGUGGAGAAGUCAAGAAUGUCACCUACCAAGGAUGGGAAAACUCGCCCGUUGCAGCGUCACUCCAGUGGAUGUUUGGUUAACACCAAAAUGACAUCACUGGACCACUGCAGCUCCUCUUUAGGGGAACGUAUUGACCCCACCAUGCCCCUGGAAAGCCAGUUCUGGUACCACGGAGCGAUCAGCAGAACAGAUGCCGAGUCUCUGCUCAGGCUGUGUAAGGAGGCCAGCUACCUAGUGAGAAACAGCGAGACCAGCAAGAAUGAUUACUCCCUCUCCCUUAAGAGCAGCCAGGGCUUCAUGCACAUGAAGCUUUCAAGAACGAAGGAGAACAAGUACAUCCUAGGCCAGAACAGCUGCCCUUUCGACAGCGUGCCUGAAAUCAUCCAUUUCUACUCUAGCCGCAAGCUUCCAAUCAAGGGUGCUGAACACAUGUCCCUGCUCUACCCCGUAGCCAUCAGGACACUAUAGUGCUCUGGGGCAUCUGCAGGCAUAGACCCCUGCAGCACCCACUGAGUCUCCCAGUGGCUCCACUCGAGUCCUUCAUAUUUGUUGGAGAAGUUGAGCCGGACAGAGAUCAGGAGGCUCAUGGGAAGACGAACUGCGGCAACGCAAACUGCUGAUUCUGACUCACCUCACUGGCCGACGGUUUCCAGACCUGUUUUGAAGGCCGACUGCAUACUAUCUCAACGAUAAAGACUCGAUGUUGCAAAGGUCUUUAUUAUUUUAUUUUAUUUUAUUUUAUUUAUGACAGAAAGCCACUUCAUUACGUCACGUGCUAUCUGAUGAACAUCAUUUCAUUCUCGAGCUGAUUUCCCUAAGCACUUAACGCUUAAAAAAAAAAGAAAGGUACAGCAUAUUUGUCACUGAGAUGUUCCAUCAUCAUAGUGUACCUUUUUCCUAAGAGUGUUCAUUAUGGCAGUUGUGUAUGAACAAGUUUGUUUGCCUCCUCCGAUUUGGUUAGGCUUUGUUGAUACUGUAAAGAGUGACUGUGCUUCAAGUGGACCUGAAGAUUGUGAGAGCCCAGUAAAGGAAACGUUUAUGAGCCAUGCUGAGGAAUAUUACCCACAUGGGGCACAUACAGCGAGCUGGACAUUGAAUAAACUGAUAUCGUAUGAAUGCUGUGUCCCCAGCUGUGCGGAUACAACAGGCCUGUGAGCUGGGCAGACUGAUCUCUCUAUCUUGUCAUAGUGCAUGUUGUCUGCUAUCCAUCACUGAAUGGGUGUAUCACACCAUUGACAGUGUAAGUACCAUAGUGGUGAGACAGGCAGGAGAGCAUGAUGGAUGGUUCAGCCCAUCCACCAUAGUACGAUUGGCUGAGGCUACGGGGCAGAGCCUGUCCAAAUGGACCAAAUUACCCCCCUUACCCCUGCUUAGAAUGGCUUUGCAUCGGGAGAAUGAAAUAUGCCUGCAUUGUCUACCUCAGAAAAUCAAUUUCAUUCACCCAUCUGCAGAUCAAUAGGUACAAUGGGAUUGCAGACAUCGAUCUGCCCUCCCUUUGACAUUCCCAAUUCCCUUAAAAUUUCAUCAUUGGUUUAGAACUAUGUUUUUUGCAAACACUUAAUUCAAGAUUUUUUUAAUGAAAACAUAAGCAGAUUUUCCAGAUCAGCAAUUGUAUGUAUACUCACUAAUAUGAUACUGUGUGAUGUCAGUAACAAAUGUUUGGUUAAUGCCUUAUAAUGCAUGGGUCAGAUCAGUCCGCUAGAUCAGCUAAUUUCCAAUUCUGCUUUUAACGAUUGUUCUGUGACUGUAAUUUAUUCCGGGAUAAUUAUUACUGAUGUGUUGCUCCUUUGUGAUGGCCGGUCGGCCCCCUGGCCCCCCUUGUUCUGUGCCGAUGUGAUCGUGUUUUUUGGGACUACUCCAGCCUCUUUUACUGUGGUGCUCUGCAUUUUUGUUGUUUCUAGUUCUGCUUAAUGCACGUUUGCCUCAGUGGCCUGACUCUGGGACAUGAGUCACGGCGUCUCCUGACCAACAGGAUUGUCAAGCCUCACAUGAGAAAUGACUUCAUAUUCCCUUGAUGAAUACUGGACCCAUCAUACCGACACUUUACAUUCAAGUCUGUCUGUCAUCUACCCUUUACUGCUACAUUUGCCUACAUGUGUGAAUGGGAACGACUGUCUGUACGCUUGUGUUCGACAUGUAUGGUGUAUGCAUAUGAGAAUGGGUGCACAGACUUUCACAGCUUUAGCUUGUGUUUUAUGCUACUGGCACAAACUUUUUUGCAGUCCUUGCUUGAAUCUCUUUGGUUUUCAGAGCCUGUUUUUCUCCCUUGAACUCAAAACAUUAGUAUUCAGACUUACAGUGUGAUUCACCAUUUUCUUUUUGGAUUCAACUCAUUAACCACACUUGAUUUUUUUUUUUUAGCAAUUCAUUCAAAUUAGUUGGUCAUCUCCUCUUUAUCAUAACAAACCUAGAAGUAUUUCUGCCCAGAGCAUAUAAUGUUGCUCACCAAUUAAAGCAAGAGAUGAGUUACAUAAUGGGUACUAACAGUAACCACAAUGUAGUCUAAUGAGAGUGCACGAUGCUCGUACCAUCAGCUUCCCCUCCAGAGGAAACCGACGUCAAUCAUACGAGUUGCAAAAUUCACUAAGCGGUUCAGUAAGUAAAUCCAAGUAAAAGUGGAAACGUGGGUUUGAGUGGAGAAUGACUGGCACUAGAAAUUAGAAAGUGACUUCAGCAAGCACGGCCGCUGUUCAAUUCAAGUACAUUUUGGCGUUGAUUAUUUCUCUGUUGUGUGCUUUGCAAACAUUAAACUGCUGUCACUGAAGGGGUUAGCACGAGCCUCCACCAAACAUAUGACAUAUGUGAUAGUGCACAGUGCCCACCAAUCAGAGACAUAAUCAACAGAAUAAACCUGAUUAGCAAAAUAGAGUUUGAAGAAAGCGGGAUGUAUACAAAAGUCUAUUUUGCUGGUGUAGUUAAAGGUAUAUGAGAGUGUUUGUGAUGAGGCGACCUCUGCAGCUUUAUUUAGGAAUAGUAUGUUGUCAAACUGGACCUAUGUAUUUCCUAGAUAGAUGUUAUUCUCAGAAGAAAUGCAAAUAGAAUAAGGGAUCUGUGUGAUGUAUGGUGUACGUUCUGAAUGUUCCCAGCUUCAGAGAUGUUGACAGUGAAGGCUCUUUUUUUUUUCGCUUCCUGCUGCUGAUGAAAGAGCCUGUAUACGGCGGCCACACUGCCUACAGAGAGGCCUUAGCUUUGGAGAAAAGGGAAACAGUGAGAGGUAGGGGGUUGAAUAAGGGACAGACAGAAGGGGAGGGAUUUUCUGUAAUCAGCAGCCACACUCUUGACAUUUGAGAAUCUCUAUUACAAGAACCUAAAUGCACCCUUUCCUCCCUCAGAAGUGUCUUAAAUCGUGUGUGUGUGUGUGUGUAUGCGUCAACACACAACUGUGCAUGCAUAAAACAGUGUUUAUGUGCGAAAGAGUGGGCGAGUGUACUGUACGUGUGUGUGGACCGGUGUAAGCACCAUCAGUCAUUGACUUGCCCCGUGUGUGUUUUGUGUCUCACUUUACUGUGGUAAAGUGGCAUGUAUGAGUUUCUUUUGUGUACAUUUUUGUGCCACAUAUGUAUGCACUACUACUAUAACAUAUCUCUGUACAGUCCCUCAUGGCCAAAUGUAUAUACUGAAUGUAUUGUACGGGGACAAAGAGGCAACAAGGUUCAAACUAAAUAAAAUUGGGUUUAUGAGUUAA